AUGGCGAUACUGAAAGCUUUCCAUUCACAAGCUGGUCACGUUGCAGGGCUGCGCAUGAGAGCCAUCCUUGCUUGGCUUUGCCUCCUGCCUGCCUUGCGGCUAAAGGCUGAAGACCUAGACUCCAACUGCAAUCUCUCGGAGUCGGAAGGGGCUGAUCUGGCCCUCUUGCAGUCGUCGAAGCUCCAUGACUCCAGCCGCUCCCAGGCGCGUCUGGAGGCGCUGCUGCAACGGGCAAGUGAGGCCUGCCCUAAGGCAACUGAGGAGUUCAUGGGGGCUCAAAAGAUAGCAGGGCAAAGGAUCCUAUUUUCGCGCAUUUUGGGGCCAUACUUCCUUCAUCCCACCUACCUUCAUGCCACCUUCUGA
Messenger RNA from Symbiodinium natans, 363 nucleotides. Lineage: Eukaryota; Dinophyceae; Suessiales; Symbiodiniaceae. The record is from the annotation of a GenBank genome assembly.